AUGUCUUCCGACGAAGUUUAUGAGGGUGCCAUCGGCAUUGAUCUUGGCACCACCUACUCGUGCGUUGCCAACUACGAGGGCAACAAUGUCGAAAUCAUUGCCAACGAGCAGGGUAGCUUCACAACCCCCUCCUUCGUCUCCUUCACCGAUGAGGAGCGUUUGAUCGGUGAGGCGGCCAAGAACCAGGCUGCCAUGAACCCCCAGAAUACCGUUUUUGAUAUCAAGCGGUUGAUUGGACGGAGAUUCGACGACCCCGUUGUCAAGAAGGAUGUCGAGUCGUGGCCUUUCAAGGUCGUUGACCAGGGCGGAAACCCCGUUGUCCAGGUCCAGUAUCUGGGCGAGACCAAGACUUUCUCUCCCCAAGAGAUUUCUUCUAUGGUCCUUAUGAAGAUGAAAGAGGUUGCUGAGACCAAACUUGCCAAGAAGGUCUCAAAAGCCGUCAUCACCGUCCCAGCAUACUUCAACGACAACCAAAGACAAGCCACCAAGGACGCCGGUGCAAUUGCCGGUCUGAACGUCCUCCGUAUCAUCAACGAGCCCACCGCUGCCGCCAUUGCCUAUGGUCUUGGCUCAGGAAGAUCCGAGAAGGAGCGCAAUGUCCUCAUAUACGAUCUCGGUGGAGGAACUUUCGAUGUCUCCCUUCUAAACAUCCAGGGCGGUGUCUUCACUGUCAAGGCUACUGCUGGUGAUACCCACCUGGGAGGACAGGACUUCGACACCAACCUUCUCGAACACUUCAAGAGGGAAUUCGAGCGCAAGACCAAGAAGGAUCUUUCUGGAGACCCCAGAGCCCUCCGCCGUCUGCGCACUGCUUGCGAGCGUGCUAAGCGUACUCUCUCCAAUGCCACCCAGACCACCAUUGAGAUCGAUUCUCUCUUCGAUGGCGAGGAUUUUAACUCUCAAAUCACCCGUGCUCGUUUCGAGGAUCUGAACGCCAAAGCAUUUUCUGGCACUUUGGAACCUGUCCAGCAAGUCCUCAAGGACGCUAACAUUGACAAGAGCAAGGUUGACGAGAUCGUCCUUGUGGGUGGUUCCACUCGUAUCCCCCGCAUCCAGAAGCUCCUCAGCGACUUCUUCAAUGGCAAGAAGCUCGAGAAGAGCAUCAACCCCGACGAAGCCGUCGCCUACGGUGCCGCCGUCCAGGCCGGUAUCCUCUCCGGCCAGGCCACCUCCGCCGACACCAACGACCUCCUCCUUCUCGACGUCGUUCCCCUCUCCCUCGGUGUUGCCAUGGAGGGCAACAUCUUCGCCCCCGUUGUACCCCGCGGCCAGACCGUCCCCACCAUCAAGAAGCGCACUUUCACCACCGUCGUCGACAACCAGCAAACCGUACAGUUCCCCGUGUACCAGGGUGAGCGCACCAACUGCGAAGACAACACCUCCCUCGGAGAGUUCACUCUCGCUCCCAUCCCACCCAUGAAGGCUGGUGAUGCGGCCUUGGAAGUCGUUUUCGAGGUUGAUGUCAAUGGUAUCCUUAAGGUUACUGCUACGGAGAAGUCCUCUGGUCGCAGUGCCAAUAUCACCAUCUCCAAUGCCGUUGGCAAGCUUUCCAGCACCGAGAUUGAGAACAUGAUCAACGACGCCGCUAAAUUCAAGUCCAGCGACGAGGCCUUCAGCAAGCGCUUUGAGUCCCGCCAGCAACUCGAAUCGUACAUCUCCCGCGUCGAGGAGAUCAUUUCGGACCCAACCAUGUCCCUGAAGAUCAAGCGUGGCAACAAGGAGAAGAUCGAGUCCGCUCUCAGCGACGCCAUGGCCCAGCUGGAGAUUGAGGAUUCGUCCCCCGAGGAUCUGAAGAAGAAAGAACUGGCUCUUAAGCGGUUGAUUACUAAGGCGAUGGCUACGCGGUAA
Messenger RNA from Paracoccidioides brasiliensis Pb18, 1848 nucleotides. Its product is annotated as hsp75-like protein. Gene Ontology annotation, molecular function: misfolded protein binding; ATP hydrolysis activity; heat shock protein binding. Gene Ontology annotation, cellular component: cytosol; plasma membrane; cytoplasm. The record is from RefSeq and is a predicted model, not a curated record. The transcript has 7 exons. Gene Ontology annotation, biological process: protein refolding; cellular response to unfolded protein; vesicle-mediated transport. The coding region runs from base 1 to 1848 and encodes 615 amino acids.